Messenger RNA from Macrobrachium nipponense, 4092 nucleotides. RefSeq lists its product as uncharacterized. The coding region runs from base 800 to 2038 and encodes 412 amino acids. NCBI's taxonomy places the organism in Eukaryota, Metazoa, Arthropoda, Malacostraca, Decapoda, Palaemonidae. The transcript has 10 exons. The record is from RefSeq and is a predicted model, not a curated record.
GGCCAGGUAGGAAGGAGGGAGCUCCAGUGUGUAACAGGUGAUAGUUCCGACCAUGGAACGGUGCGCAACGGAGCUAUCGAAGUGACCUCUGUCCUCUCCAUUCCAUUUUGCAACCCUUUCCCGUCAAAUACCGCGUUGAAGUAAAGUGUCAAGUGAAUUGUUGAAUCCCCAGUGGCUGUGGAUAUUCCAAGCGUGAGCGAAAAAGGGUAUUAUUUAAGCGUCUACGAGAGAAAUCAAAAUAAGUUUUCAUGUGCUAUGCUGUGCAGCUGAUGCCCAGAAUUGAUCAAGGGAUGAAAACGACAUAGCAACUUGCGGUCUCAGGCUCCAGGCAAUUCGCCAGAAGGUGCGGCUUGGAUGUGAGUGAGAGUGGGAGAGAGAGAGUGCAGCAGAUUCCCCAGGAUAAAGUAGUGAACGAAGUGUCUCGUUGAAUAUCGUUCUCUCGAGCUCACUCUUUAAGUGACAAGAGACAAGAGGGAGAGCGUAAAGAACAAGUAUAUACCCUUUUAAUCUCGUAAGUGAAAUCACGCGGUGUUUUCGUGAGCUGAGCUGGAAGUCAGUGUUACAAAGUGGUGGAUGAGAUGAGUUGUAUAAAUAUGUAGGAAGUUGAUUUAGGAUGAGCGUUGAGUAAAAGCAACUGAACGUCAACUCUCGAGAAAUGGUACGAAUUUGAACGCUGGAUCGUGAGGUAACGGGUUAGCGUCCUUCUUCAGUAUCUUGAUCGGCCCAGAGACGAAAUUUUCGGUGCUAAAUAAGACAGAAGAGCAAGAUUGCGCGCAAGAAAGAACAUUGGACAUACAAAAUGGCUUCGUUACUUCCACUCCUGUUCAUCCUGACAAGUGUUUACUUCGGACCAGGAACCAGCCUGGAAAUCCAGAACCUGAAGCUGAUCGGCGGGAAGGGCGAGUACAUCGAGAUGGGUACCGCCGCCCAGUACACCCUGAGCUGCACGUACCGCUCUGGGUACGACGAGCCCGUGGCAUUCGUGACCUGGUACCUCUACGGCAGGAAGGUGUACGAGUGGACCACUGCCACUGAUGACAUCUCCGUGUUUGGCGUUCUCCUGAGCCGAGUGGACCCGUCACCAGACAAAGAACCGGGGAGCCUGCACUUCACCAAGCCAGACUAUCUUUUGGCGGGAAACUACACUUGCCAAGUCUCCUCUUCCCAAGGGUCGGUUCAGAAGACGUACUUUUUGCACGUUGUUGACGUAUCCCCGAUUCCCUUCGAGACCAGCGUGCAGAUCCUGAAGGACGUGGAGGAGGCAGCGGCCGCAGAGGAAAACAAAUACAUCACCUACGACGUGGACAGCCCCACUUCGACGGAUAUGCCCCCCGAGAUCUCCUUCGAGGACAGCCAGUGCACCUUAGUCUGGAGCUUCAAGAGCCCCGCCAUCUUCCCCAAGCCGAACGUGACCUGCGGUUACUAUUCGUUUAACCACGACGAGGUCGUCGAGUACCUCCCCGCGGGGCUCACCAUGCAUAAGUUCAUGAACGGGUCGUGGCAGGCCUAUUUCCAGGGCACCAAAGUCCAGGUGAUGAACAUCCCAGUGGACCACCGCCUCGGCUGCAGCAUCAAGAUCCCGGGGACAUCCUACAGGGAGGUCAUCAUGUCUGAGGACGACUUCAGCGUAGACCACUUGAUUGAUUCGGGAGGCUGCCCCAGCCUGGAACUCCUGACGAUGCAGAAGGGGCUGCUGAUGGACCACGGAUCUGCAACCGUCAACUGCAGAGGAAACAUUUUAUCCGAUAACAGAGAGGCUCCCGCCAUUGUCAAACUCAGUUGCCCUUACAACCACAACGCCAUCUUCAAGGACGGAACAAUGGAGUCGAACUGGUGGACGAAGCUCUCCUGCUACGAGUACGACCAACUCUGGCGGAGUUAUCAGGAAGGAGGCGCUGAAGGGGAGCUCAUCGAUGUCGAAGAACUGCCUGAAUGUGACCGCAGCAUAGGCGCCUCGAACAGCAUCCAAAGCAGCAAGGUCCUCUUGGCGUCCCUCACGCUGCUGCUCUUCGUGGCCUGCCCGCUCCUGAACCACUGACCGAAAACCUCCGCUGUAGUUGUGCGUAGAUAAGAGAUGCCACCCUCCAGACUGUUUAGUGUGAGUGGAUAGUGAAGGGUGGAGAGAAAGUAAGAAUUGUAGGAGGUUCGGAAGUCUUCUGUAUCUCUGCCUGUUAAAUUCGUAAUGCCCUGAAAGUGAGCAACUUGUGACCAAAGAAAAAGAUGGCUCCGUAUCGAGUUGGCGUCAGAAAUUCACUCAAUACAGUAGUGUAUCAAAGUGCUUCAGAAGUUCUUGAUAAUGUAGCAGGUCGGUGUCCUAAGACCCAACAUAAUUCUGUAAAAGUUAGCGUUUAAAAGUUCACCUUCUAUAUCAGGUUGAUGCCAAAAGACCUUAUCAAGUCCACGUCAGAAUCCCACUUUCUUACUGUACAGGUGGUUCACCUUUUUACUGUACAGCUUGGUGUCAAUGACUCACAUUAAUGUUAUAUCAGGUCACCGUUUCAAUUUUCCAUAAUUAUCACACCAGUGUCAAAAGACUCGCCUUAAUAAUGUAUGUAGCCAGUAACGAAGGUUUAAUUUAAUCACCAUUGCGGGUCAGCAUCAGAAGUUAGCAAUAAUGCUGUAACAGGUCGACAUUAGAGGUUCCCUUUUAACUCUGCAUUAGGUCAACAUCAGUUUCACCUUAAUAUAUCAGGUCAGCGCCACAGAGACUAACCUUUUCACUGCAUCGGGUUAGUGUGAGUGGGUCUUCUACUGUACCAGAUCAGCAUCAGUGGUUCACCUUCAUAUUGUACCAGAAGAUUGAUUUUUAUUUCUGGAACUGCAGCAGCCAAAGUUGCCAUUGCUCUCGUAGAAAAUGUAUACUGUUUUAGUAAGCAUUAAACAGAGAGGUGAAGUGUUAUCUCUCUUCGGCAUUUUAUUGUACAACCAGUGAAUAUUUUCUGAAAGAAGAUGGUAAGAUGUUAUGAUAUAAGACUAUGAAUGGAAUAUUGAAGAAGUACAGAUGUAACUGCAUUCUCAAAUAAAUGGAAGUGCCAAGCCAAAUUGAGUGAACUUUCUAAAAAAGAAGACUUAGUUUUCUCUCUGAUUUCUUAUCACUGUAAUUUUAUUUUAAGGCAUACGUCCCCCAAAAUAUUGUGUGUGCUAUGAACUACACUUGGUUUGGCUCAUGUUUAGUCCCUCUGUACCUAGUAAAUUUGUACGUUCCCAAAACUGUUUAUUAGGCUGUGGACCACAUUUGGUUUAGCUUUCUGUACCUACCAAUAAUUCCAUGUUCUUGACAAAAACCUUCAUAUCUUCCAUUGAUUUUUUGAAGAGCUCAGAGGCCAUGUAGGGUAAGGUACAGUUCUUUCAGAUAUACAUAAUGCAUUGUCACUGAAUAUUUAUUUCAAAUAUAAUGCAUUGUCAGUGAAUAUGUAGAGAUCACAAAGAACCAAGUAUUUUUUUAUGUUUUACAUUGUGUUGCCAUAUAGCUGGGGAUUUUAUCCAUGUGUGAUUGUAUCUUUUAAUUUCGAAAUAAUGUAUAGUCUGUAAGAGACAAAAACAAAAUAGAAAAAAAAGUGCUAUAAUUCUUUCGUUUCAUAUCUGGUGUGGUCAGUCACAAGUACAAUAAGUCAUUAACUAUAAGUGGCCUCAGAUUUUUCUUUUAUGCCUGUCUUAUAUCAUCAUUUUCUUCUUUCUCUCUCGUUCUCUUUUACACAUUCAGUGCUGUUCUGGCCUUGGUUCCUUUUUAUAUCAAAAGCUUGUUUUUAUUUCAAUCGUAUGUUUGUAAAAGCAGAACAGCCAUUUUGUAAAUACCUCCUCGAAUGACCAGUGCAUUUUAAUUUUGUUUAUGUAUGACUGUUAGUUUAUAAUCAUAUGUGUGUGAGUGUUUGUGUCCAACUGGAUCAGUUUUCUGUAGAUAACAGGCAUCACGACUCUUGUGCUGAAAUAAUAGGCAUAAUAAUAUAUGUAUCGUUUAGCCUAAAUACUGUAGUAAUUAUGACGUAAUUUUAUCACAAAUGCAUUUAAAAGCAAAUGUAAUGAUGCUUUCCACUCGUACUGAAUUUUUGUAUAUUGACUCUUGUAAGAUGUUUCAAUAAAGUAAUGACUUCA